ACUCUCACUAAGUCACAUUGCCGCGGAGUGUUGUAGACAUCAUAGAAAAAAGUAUUUAUUACAGGUGCACAGUAUAAUUUAUUAAGCAAACAGGAUGACACUUGACUUGUGGAUAUUCUAUAAAACAUGCAGGCAUCUAAAGUGCAUUCGUUUUUUUUGUUCUGGGACGAAGAAAUACAUCUUUCUAAAAAUGCAUAAUUGCCCAAUUGGAAAUGAUCAAAAAUGCUGGAAAAAUCUCUUCAAACUAGCAGAAACGAUCCCACAUCUUAAUACAUAUCACUCGGAUGCAUUAAAAUUAGACUAUAAUAUAUGGUUCCGGAAUUCUAAUAUAGCAACACCAAAAUGCAUUGCGGUCGCAUAUUGAUCAAAUAUAUACAAUUUGACUUAUUGGUAAUUUUGGCCACUAUAAGGCUUGGAAACGCAAAUUAUCAUGGAUCACGCAGUCGGGAAAGAAAUUUAAGUAAUAGCAACGGAGUCAAAACUGAAGAAUCAUCACAUAUCGUAAAUUCCGGUGGCGUGAGAACAGUUGGUGAAGUGUUUGUACCAAAAACCUUUUCACUUAAUUCACAGGAACCAACAUGCGAACAGCUUCGCGCCAUGUGGAUGCAAUCCCGAGCUGCAGAAAUAACUAAUGAAAUACCAACAUAUAGGGAUCCCUUUACUUAUAAUGUUUGGGAACCUCUUUUGUUGAACUCUCGAAUCCUGGGAUCAUUAAGGAUGAGCGCAAGGGAGAGAGCCAGGUCGCCUGUUUUUGGCCGUGUUCUCAAUAGAGAGCCAACUGCACCACAGCGCAUUCCUUUUGAGAAUCAUCAAAGAUUGGGUGAAUUUGGAUCAAGCGCUUCUGGUUUAAGUCACUCUCGUUAUUAUGGCGCUGAAACGCGACCACAAACAGGAACUUCUUCCUCAAUUCGUAGGUCUAGCAAAAAUCGGUAUAUGGGAAUCCCAAAUAUUAACGGAAAUAAUCCAAAAGAAAGUAAAAAUUCAGUUGCUAUACAAGGCAGCUUUCAGAAGCUUAAAGAGCUAAUUUGGACUGAAAGAGCAAAAGAAUUAAUAGAGCAACGUCGAGAUGAGGAAAUGGCAGCGCGUUCUGCUGCCCUUAAAGAAAUUGCAAACGGAAAAAACUUACUUUCAGAUUAUCAACAUCAAGCUGGUAGCUUAUCUGAUUCUCCAUUAAUGGAUGAAAAUCGAAGUCCUGAAGAAAAUAGAUACCAAGAUAGUGACGUCAAUCGGAAGUCAAUUCUAAAUGAGCAAAAUUUUCAAAGUAAUAAAAAUAGCCAUAGAUCUGGAUUCAGAGCAACUUCACGUCGCAUUGGAAAUUCCCCUUCUUACAAUAAUAAAGAGGUUCAAGCUAAUAAGGAACUUACAAGCUUGUUUUCUGGAAGUAAUAGAGCUGCCCGCCUGAAAAUUCCAGCCACUCAGUUUUUAUCAGAUGAUUCCACCGAAAGUGAUCCUUCCGUUGUUGGAAUCCCAAGAACAUACCCAAUACGAAAAUCACACUUCAGAGAGAGAAAUCGAUCACUUCUAAAAGAGCCGCAAAUAAAUGGUAAUUUUCAUCGCUUUUUGAGAGGAUUACCACCGACAUGGACUUCCAACAUGUCUACACCAGAAAUAGAAAGCAGUAACUUUUUACCUAAAGAAAACUUGUUAGGCAACAAACUGGAUAUAUUUGAACAUCAAAAUAAUCCGAAAGAUGAUAGCUAUUUGACAUCUUUAAAAAACAACGAUCAAUUAAAACUGUUAAGUGAACAAAAACGAGCAGCUGAUAGAUUUGAUCUUGGAUUCUAUGAGUACGAUAAUUAUUAAAGAGUCUGUGGUACCUCCCUAGUCGCUAAAUGUUUGUGAAAUAAAUCAGUCUCAUUAUUAAACAUUAAAAUUACACCUUAAAAUAAUGUAAUCUGAAUUGUAAAUACAGGCAAUUGUUAAUGUAAAUCCCUAAAAGACAUUAUAUAAAUUUUUAAUAUUUUUGAAAAUUACUAAUUUACAUGGAAUUUAAAUACCUUCAAAUUGGUUCUGACAUGGUAUUAAAAGUCUAGUUGAAAUGAAAUCAAAACAAUUUCUGGAGUAUUUAAUAAAUAUAAUAUGCUACAAGUAUACAGAUAUAAAAAAUACUCUUCACAUAUCGGAAAGUAUUGUCAAGUAGUUAGUUUGUGCCUCCCUAAUUUGAAAUAAACAUUGAGCGAAUUUAAUUUUGGUCGACUAUUUCGUGUUACAUCUAAAUGGGAAAACUCACCAUUAUUUAAAAAAUCAAAAUAAUUUUUUUUUUUAAAUAAUAGGAGGUGGUUAUAUAAACAACUACGGCGAACAUGACGAUGAUUCGAUAAAAGGGCAACUGACGGUCAACAGUGUAUAAACUGUAGUCAUAAGCCAUUAAUAUAUUUUUCGAGAUCAAGCAUGUUGACGAAUCAAGUAAUGUUACGUUUGGAAUUCACAAAACAAAAUGCUUCCAAUCAAUAACAAUCAAAUGCAAAUAGCAUAUUAUCGGACUAGUCACUCAAUAUCUACUCAAAAUUUUGAAAAACACAUUAAACAAAUGAAAAAAAAACACCUGCACGGAAGUACCUACUUUAAAAUUAUGUAAAACAAGAGUUUACUAUUCAUUAACUAUAAACAUAUCACGAUCUAUAAGUAGGUUUUACUUUUCAAAUACAUAUAGAAAAAAUUAAUAUAGUACCGACCUGAAGCUCAAUCCAGAUGCCAUUUGAAUUCCUGUUCUCGAACUUAAAACGUAUUGAUAAACUAACGAUCUGUAUUGAAGUGCAGCAUUACACUAUUGUAACCAAGAAAUCAUUAUUACGGCAUUGUCCGCAAAACAUAAAUGUACAUCCAUACCUGUCGUUAUAUACAUAUAUAUAAUUAAUAUAAUAUAUAAUAUAAUAAUAAUUAUUAUACUCAAUUUUUAAGCUCGUGCCAACAAUCGUUAAUAAUAAUGUAGAAAACAGAUAACUUAUCUACUAUGAUGCUCAUUGAAUUAUUUAAUCAACAGUUUUAAAAUAUUGAUUUUAGUUUUAGUUUAGAACUAUUAUACAACCUAUUAAUAACUAAACAUGUAAUUUAUUGGUGAGACAGUGUUUAGAUCAAAGCACGUAUCAGAGCUAUUUCGAAAUCAUCUGCUUUUCAUAUCCAACUUUUUCAUCCAGUAUCCACUCAUUGUAUUUGAAGGAAUGCCUGCGUUCACAAGCACAACCUACAUAAUAUUCGUUAUUAAGGCUAACACAUUUUGAUUCAUAUGAAUCAUUUUAAAACAUCAUGGUUAACAGUAUGGUUAAUAGAAUGGUAAACAGAACGGUUAUUUUAUUUUUAAGGUUUUUUUUUUAUUCAGAAAUUUGAAAUUCCUUCUAGAUGUUUCAAAAAUUAUACCAAACUAAAAAGGUUCUGAUUUUCUGAUACAGUUUGACCCCCUGAAUUAGGAAAUUACAUUUAAAAAAUGUACUUUUUGGUUAGUAUUUUAAUGUUUAUAUAUUUUGUAAACUAAGCAUCAUGAAUUCUGUAUGCCAUAAAAACUAUCGUCGCUAAAUAUUGAUUAAAUGGAGCUGGUAAACGCAUGCUGUAUUAAACUAAACAUGUACGUGCUUGUAGUGCUAUUAUAAAAUACAUAGAAUAUUUAAUUUUAAGUUCCUUGACAAUAAAUUAGAAUAUUGAAAUAAACCAUAUAAGGAAAUCAGACAAUAGGAUGCUUUUUAUCAGUAAAAGAAAAAUUGACAAGUAUAAGUCCAAAAUUAAAUAUCAUCAAAAAGUCCUAAAGUUGUCUACGCAUGGUUGGGGUUUUUGAUAUUAAAAGCAAAAUAUAAAGAAAUAAUUAAUUUAGGA
Messenger RNA from Drosophila teissieri, 3807 nucleotides. RefSeq lists its product as uncharacterized. The transcript has 8 exons. The coding region runs from base 343 to 1803 and encodes 486 amino acids. The record is from RefSeq and is a predicted model, not a curated record. NCBI's taxonomy places the organism in Eukaryota, Metazoa, Arthropoda, Insecta, Diptera, Drosophilidae.